AUGGUUCACCUGAUCAUCCCGGCCAUUCCAACUGACGUCACGGAGCACCUGCGGCGCGAGCAUGAGGUCGAGGCGUUCUUCAUUGGCCACGGCUCUAACCGCGAGGGUCGCUUGGCUCUACUUGCAGCCGCGGCCACUGGAGACACGUACACGCGUGCGGGUGGAACAGUCAUUGAAGGGUGCCUCAAGUUUCUGCUCCAGUCUUACUCACUGCUUCGCCGGCUCUCAGAUUCGGCCCGGGUGCGCCUGGCUGCCAAGGCUGCGCUGGCCGACCGCGGCGUGGCGACGCCGGCGAGGGUCGAGGAGCUGGCGCAGCUCCGAAGCGCUUUGCUCCGUGAUGCCCAUGGCGCCGAGGAUGCAGAGGCUAUCAUGGAGCUUCGCGAGCAGGCGGCGCAUCAACUCGCCCAGCUGGCCGCGGCGGGCACGCGGCUCAAGUACGCCGUGGACCGGGCGCUGCGGCGCUGA
This is a messenger RNA of Symbiodinium natans, 465 nucleotides long. NCBI's taxonomy places the organism in Eukaryota, Dinophyceae, Suessiales, Symbiodiniaceae. The record is from the annotation of a GenBank genome assembly.